Molecule: messenger RNA, 1146 nt
Organism: Phaeoacremonium minimum UCRPA7
Lineage: Eukaryota; Fungi; Ascomycota; Sordariomycetes; Togniniales; Togniniaceae
Exons: 4
Coding region: 1-1146 (381 amino acids)
Source: RefSeq, a predicted model, not a curated record
AUGGUGCAAUUUACUACGGACAAUCUCUACUGGUCUUUUGACGAAGAUGAGCAGCUCUGGGACUCCAAUCCGGUCUGGCUUGAGCAUGCCAUAAACAAACCCAUGGACAAAUGCCCUGCCGAAUUUUGCAAGGCGUUGGGCCGGACUGGCAACGCUGAUGUCACUGGAAUCGGGGUCCAAGUAUCAUAUUACGUGGAGGCGAUCCUAGCCACGAUGUAUCUCCUCGCUUAUACAAUAUGGCAAAUACGGCGAUACUACGAGAAGAAGGCCCAUAAGAAUAGUCUUCCGGGGGUCCCACACAUCCACCGUACCUUCACCGGCUCGUCAGGGAAAGCCGGCCGCGUCCUCGACGCCUUUAGAGGUAGUCUGGCUUCGUUUCUCUCAGGCACAAUGCUUCUGGCGCUUGUCAUGCUCGUUGCCUCAGUCUGCCUGGCAGCAGAGAAAACGAAAACGCGCAAGCUCCCGGAGCUGAAGCAAGACAUCCCGACGGGCAGCGCGCUCUAUGACAUAUCACUGUCACUACUGGCAGCCACCUUUUCUGUCUUCCCAGUUAUGCUAUUAUACGCCUUGAUGAAAGAUCCGGAUCGUGGUGCUGAAGGUGGACAUCGCGUUGCGGAGAAGCCCUGGGUUCGCAGGUGGCGGGCCUGUUGGCGGUUGACCGUUGCUUGGAUCAACUUGAUUCUCAUGUGGGGUGUCCUUGCCUACUUCACGCAUCUUCGACAUGGCAUCAUCAAGCUCGCUGGUGGCUUGGAUAACGAGGACAAGUGGACGUUCGGUCAGAUCUUAGCCCUUGCAACAUGGGCUCCUGUGGUUGCUGACUGGUUUUACAUCCUUAUCUUCGGACUGCAAGAGGGCCUCACCGAUCGUCUACCCCAAGACUAUCAAGCCAUCCACAAGAACGGCCAACCGUCGCCGAAUUUCGACGACAAGGUACCGCUUAUCGAGAGCCAUGCCAUAACAGCCGUUCCGCCCGCAUCAGUCGGUGGCCCAACACCGGGCCACGUGCAGGUUGUUGGAACAGGAUACCACAACUCGCCUCCUCCUCCAGAGAUGUACUUCGGUCCUACCGGAUCCUGGAAUAGUAGGACGAAUUCAUGGGAAACGAAGCAAAAUCCGUGGGAACACUGGAACAGCACGGGCUGGUAA